Messenger RNA from Equus caballus (horse), 1284 nucleotides. It is a transcript of the gene CD79B, whose product is annotated as CD79b molecule. Gene Ontology annotation, molecular function: transmembrane signaling receptor activity. Gene Ontology annotation, biological process: B cell differentiation; B cell receptor signaling pathway. NCBI's taxonomy places the organism in Eukaryota, Metazoa, Chordata, Mammalia, Perissodactyla, Equidae. Gene Ontology annotation, cellular component: external side of plasma membrane; membrane; B cell receptor complex. The record is from RefSeq and is a predicted model, not a curated record.
AGACAGGCUGCAGCCGGGGCAGUUACACGUUUUCCCCCCAGGAGCCUCCAUCCUUCCUCGUCACGGGCUUGGGGUCGAGACAGAGCGGUGACCAUGGCUAGGCUGGCGCUGUCUCCCAUGGCCAGCAACUGGCUCAUGGCGUUGCUGCUGCUCCUUUCAGCAGGUGAGGCGGUGCUAUCAACCAACCACAAGGACCAGGCCACAGAAAGCCCUUGUUCCCAGAUCUGGCAGUCCCCACGUUUUGUGGCCAAGAAACGAGGCUUUGAGGUGGAAAUAAGGUGCCAUGCAGAGACCUCGGGCACAGUGAGCUGGCUCCGGAAGCAGGAGAGGAACGACCCCAGGCCACUGACUGAGGACAGGGGCCGCAUCCUAAAGACCAAGAAUGGAUCCAUCCACACCCUCACCAUCCGAAGCAUCCAAUAUCAGGACAACGGCAUCUACUACUGCCAGUGGAAUUGCUCGGAGACGUCCUCUGUGCGGGGCUGUGGCACCGAGCUGCGAGUCAUGGGGUUCAGCACUGUGGCACAGUUAAAGCGGCGGAACACACUGAAGGAUGGCAUCAUCAUGAUCCAGACCCUGCUCAUCAUCCUCUUCAUCAUCGUGCCCAUCUUCCUGCUGCUGGACAAGGAUGACAGCAAGACUAGGAUAGAGGAAGAUCACACAUACGAGGGCCUGGACAUUGACCAGACAGCCACCUACGAGGACAUAGUGACUCUGCGGACAGGGGAGGUGAAGUGGUCAGUGGGUGAACACCCAGGCCAGGAGUGAGGGGUUGGCCAUCCCCAUGCCCCUCGGCACAGCCUGCUGGGCCCUCAUGGACUGCUUCAGAGCCGCCUGGCUCCCAGCGCAUCCCUUUAUCCUUGGACCCCCUAUCGGCCUCCAAAGUUGGCCCACCAGAUCUGCCUGCCCCUCCAGCCUCUGGUCCCCAGCUCUUGCUGAAGGGACUGGAGUGGAAAGGCCACAGGGCAGUGAUUUGGAGCAGGGAGUUCUCUGGGGAUAGACUGGACCCAGCCUUCCAGGGGUGCUAUGCGGAAAUCCAUCCUGCAUUCAGGACAGGGCAGGCAGAGACUUGUCUGGAACCUGCAAAUGGACUCAGAGCAGACUGCCUUCCUGUAGAGCCUGGGAAGGGCCACAGCCCGCCCCUACUUGGCCACAGAUGGGCCGUUGAGAGCUUCAUCCCUCUCCCACUCUUUCCUCCCCUCUCCCACCCUCUCCCACCCCAGGGGGCUGCUAGCCUUGAGCCCGUUCUCCUAUGGAAUAAACAACGUGUCUUGAGAAACCACA